AUGGUUUCUGAAAAGAUGAAGGAUUAUGAUCCAGAGAAGGAGCUAAGAGAGGCAUUCGCUGUUUUCGAUAUAAAUGGAGAUGGUAAAAAACAGAACCCAGACGGACCAAAGAAUGAGACAGAAACUCAAGAAGAAGCGGUAGAAAUAAAUGGGGACGAGGACGCAGAAUCAUCUGAUGAUAGUGAUGAUGAUGAUGACGAAAGAUACACUCUAACAGCGGAACAGAGGAAAAACUUAAAGCUACAGAAGGAUACGUACAGAGCAAUGCGUGAUGUGUUUCGAACAUUAGACGUGGAUGGUAGUGGUUCACUAGAGAUAACAGAACUUGAAACUGCAAUGAAAUCUAUGGGUGUUGACUACUCAGAAAAAGAUAUGACUAAUCUCAUCAAACAGAUGGAUGCUGACGGCAAUGGAUCCGUUGACUUUUUCGAGUUUUGUGGUAUGGUUUCUGAAAAGAUGAAGGAUUAUGAUCCAGAGAAGGAGCUAAGAGAGGCAUUCGCUGUUUUCGAUAUAAAUGGAGAUGGAAGAAUCAGUAAGGAAGAAAUCCAGUCUGUUGUUGAAUCUCUUGGUGGAAAAAUGUCACAGGAAGAGGUAGACAGUAUGCUUAGAGAGGCUGAUGAUAACAGUGACGGCUACCUUGAUUAUGAAGAGUUUGUAAAGAUAUGGAUGGGUGAGACAUCUGUGGAUAAAAACGUGAACAGCGAAUCAACGGAUGGAAAUGACAAUACAGAAUGUUCGGAUACUGAUAAAUCAAAGCCAGAAUUACUGACAGUUCCUUAACAACUGAUUAUAGUUGUUCUUUUUUGGUUUCUUUUCUCUUCGAAUGAUUUCAAUAAUUAUGAGAAACUAAUCUGUACUGUUCAAUUAAGUUAACAAUCGUUCAAGAAACAUUUAUAUCUGGUCAGUUGUCCGGAAAAUCGAAGUUGCGUAUGUUUUUAUUGUCUUUAUAUUGAACUUGAGCAUUAUUAUAAGAAUAAUCAUAUCAUCAAAGAUAUAUUUUCCGAACAUUUCUUCUGAGAUCACUAAUAUUGAAUACUUUAAUGAUUUGUAAGAACAUAAUACUGCCUUUUACAGUGUACAUGUACUUGUUAUAAAUGAAGGUUAUGUAUAAGAAUCAUGAAAUUGCAUAAAUUGUUUAAAUAUUUCUUUAUGAGAAUAUAUCUUUUCUUACACGGAUUGGGUGGAUUUUCAAAUUUCAAAUUUAAAAAAUUAUUCCACAGUUCCGUAACAUGGAUUAUAUUAUGUAUAACCAUUGUUUAAAUUAUCUGAACAUUAGAUUGUAUGUUAAAUCGCAACUAUGUUUGUACUAAGUAGUUCGAAUAGAUUUUUCUAUGGACAUGUUUCUUCAGAUUUUAUCAUCAUCAUCAUAGAAUCAAUAACACAUCUAGUAAUAAUGUUUCAUUUAGUGUUUGUUCGAAGUGUAAAAUAUAUUGACAUUUUGAUACGAAAAUAUUGCCCUUUUAGAAAAAAUAUAACUUUUAAUUUGACAUUUGAAUUUAUGCCUAGUUUUCCUAUUGUCAUCGAUUUCAAUUAUUUAAUAUGCUGUUUAAUUGUUAUGUGUCAAGAAAACACUUUAACAGCUUUGUCGAUCUGUCGAUAUUCGCAGCAGCUAUGGGCGAUACUUCAAAUACAAUUUGUAUAUGUUCUUGGAGCCAAAACAAAUAUGUUAAAGGCAGUGUGGAAAUAAUUUAUUUCAGGGAAUAAACAGAAAAAGUACA
Messenger RNA from Ruditapes philippinarum (Manila clam), 1718 nucleotides. RefSeq names its product calmodulin-A-like. NCBI's taxonomy places the organism in Eukaryota, Metazoa, Mollusca, Bivalvia, Venerida, Veneridae. The transcript is spliced from 6 exons. Gene Ontology annotation, molecular function: calcium ion binding. The record is from RefSeq and is a predicted model, not a curated record. Bases 1 to 780 code for a protein of 259 amino acids. Gene Ontology annotation, cellular component: cytoplasm.